CCUAACCUAGGUAGUUAGGAAGGUACGAAAUAGUUAAUAGCAAAAGUCUUAAUACUACCAGUGGUAUGCAGAUUCUUUUGGUGGGAUUGAGAUCGGCAGAACGGCUUGAGUGAUGUACUGUUCCACAUUUAACUAGGAGGGUAGUUAAAAAGCUUGGACCACAUAACUUAGUUAUGUAGCUAAAGCUUACGACAAUGAAUUUUAGUGCAGUACCGUACCCAUGUAGAUUAGGUACUACCUAGUAGUUAGGUAUAACAGGGUAGAUUGAUAUGCAGGUAAUAGAAUUGACCACGGUGGUACCUGAGAAUUGAUCUUCAGAACUUCAACGUUUUACCGUUUUACAACAGGAACAAUUAAUGUUAUGAUUCUUUAUUUCCUCAUAGGCAGCCACCACUACUUUAUACCAUCACGUAUUAAUAAAAGGGAAUAUUAGAUAUAUCUGCACCCCUGGUCCUAGAAAGGAGUAGCUAUCAAAAGUGACGGAAAUGGCGUCCUCUAGUCAUCACUAUAGUAGUCCUCAGAUAGAAGAGGACGACUUGAUCGACCCUGACGAUGCCGACCUCAACGACUUCGACGAUCCUCUCUCCAACGCCCAGUCCCAGCGAGAACCUCUAACAGGCAACAUCGGAUCGGGAUCCUCGUCCCAGCGGCCUCUCAACGAGAAUUAUCUGACGUCACGCAUCCCCGGAGAGGACCGCCGCGCCCCGCAGAACACGAUCGACGAGUCCGUGUGGGACACGCUACGGCGCGACCUGCUUGCCGUGUGGUCCAAGAUGCGCGAGGUGCUAUACCCGCGGUACCUGUUCGGCGGGACCAUGUUCGAAAGCGCCGAGGGCUUCCGGGGCGCGUACGCCAACCUGCGCGGCGCUGGCCUCUCGGGUGCCCGCGAGGAGCUCACGAGCCUCGCUGGCCGCGUCAUGGACCCCGAGAGCCUCCUCAACCAGAACAACAUGAGCCCCGGCCUCCGCGACUGGGACAUGUGGGGGCCCCUCAUCUUCUGCCUGCUGCUGUCGCUGCUGCUGAGCUUCCGGGCCAAGGAGGACCAGAAGGAUAUCGUCUUCAGCGGCGUCUUUGCGAUCAUCUGGAUCGGGGAGGCUGUCGUCACACUACAGAUCAAGCUGCUCGGUGGAAAUAUCUCGUUUGCGCAAAGUGUGUGUAUCAUCGGCUACACACUAUUCCCGCUCGUCAUCGCUUCCUUAAUGUCAGCUCUCGGCCUCCCCACCAUCCCUCGGGUUCCCGUCUACCUCGUAUUAGUCGGUUGGUCGCUCGCGGCGGGCGUUAGCAUAUUGGGCGGUAGCGGCGUCGUCAAAAAUCGCGUCGGUAUUGCCGUCUACCCCUUGUUUGUAUUCUACCUCGGGUUGGGAUGUCUUUGUUUUAUCAGCUAGGUUUACGACGAAACCUAUUUAAAAAAGAACUUCUAGUUUCCACCACCAUCACCACUACUACUACUUACUACGAACCACGGAUGGUCAAAAAACGGGCAGCGUAGCCAGAUGGAGAGUCAGCUUUGGCUUGAGAUGGAUGUGAGACAUGCAUGUAUUGGCGCGCACGUGGGAGGGGCCUGGGCAGGGCAGUAACCAUGGGAAAUGGAUAUGGUUUUAUUUCGAUUCCGAUUAUGCGCCUGCUUGUAUUUUUAAAAAGUGCCUACUUUUGCCGACUUGUUCACACCCAUGUAUCCUCACUGUAUGAUCAAUGUGAAGCGUCGCUUUUCUUGCUUUUUGCUGUUCUUACGUAUGAGCAUUUAGCAAUAUGGUGAUUUCAUCGUUGUUGUAGGCUUUGUCUCUAC
This is a messenger RNA of Hypoxylon fragiforme, 1786 nucleotides long. Its product is annotated as Yip1-domain-containing protein. Bases 486 to 1385 code for a protein of 299 amino acids. Gene Ontology annotation, cellular component: membrane; trans-Golgi network. NCBI's taxonomy places the organism in Eukaryota, Fungi, Ascomycota, Sordariomycetes, Xylariales, Hypoxylaceae. The record is from RefSeq and is a predicted model, not a curated record. Gene Ontology annotation, biological process: endoplasmic reticulum to Golgi vesicle-mediated transport. The transcript is spliced from 3 exons.